AUGAAUACUUUUUCUCAUGUUCCCCCCGGUUUUAGGUUCCAUCCCACGGAUGAAGAACUAGUUGAUUACUACCUUAGGAAGAAAGUAACAUCAAGGAGGAUUGACCUUGAUGUCAUAAAAGAUGUUGACCUCUACAAAAUUGAGCCGUGGGAUCUUCAAGAGAUUUGCAGAAUAGGAACAGAAGAGCAAAAUGAAUGGUACUUCUUUAGCCAUAAAGAUAAGAAGUAUCCAACAGGAACUCGCACGAAUAGAGCAACAACAGCAGGAUUUUGGAAAGCAACAGGAAGAGACAAGGCAAUAUAUUCUAAGCAUGACCUCAUAGGGAUGAGGAAAACCUUAGUCUUUUAUAAAGGUCGAGCUCCAAAUGGACAAAAAUCAGAUUGGAUAAUGCACGAGUAUCGCCUUGAAACAGAUGAAAAUGGCGCACCACAGGAAGAAGGAUGGGUUGUCUGUAGAGUAUUCAAGAAGAGAGUAACAACAAUGCGUAAAGUGAGUGAACAUGAAUCCUCCUGUUGGUAUGAUGACCAAGUCUCUUUCAUGCAUGACAUGGACUCACCAAAGCAAAGCUCUCAAUCUAAUUUGGUCUACCAAAUACCAUAUCCUUGCAAGAAAGAGCUAGAUUUGCCAUACCAAUUGCCUCGAGAGCACUUUCACCAGCAGCUUCCACUUCUAGAGAGCCCAAAACUGCUUCAAUCUGCUUCCACCAUAGCCUCUAUUAAUCCCAUGGCACCAUAUGAUCAUUUAGAUGUCAACCAUGCAACUGCUCUGAUGCCCUCAACAUUCAUACAAGAAGAACAAGUUCAACAGCAAAACUUUCAGGCAAUGUAUGGAAACAUUAAUACCAAUGAACAAGCUGUUGAUCAAGUGACUGAUUGGCGUGUGCUUGACAAGUUUGUUGCUUCACAACUUAGUCAAGAUGCUUCCAAAGACAAUAACUACUCAAACACAGGCAGCAUCUUGCAUGGCACGGACAAUAGUAAUGUACAGUUCAGAAAUUUGGACAAACAAGAAAUGGUGAUUGAAAAUGCCUCAACAUCAAACUCCAGCUGCCCAAUUGAUUUAUGGAAAUAG
Gastrolobium bilobum is the source of this 1071-nucleotide messenger RNA. Its product is annotated as NAC domain-containing protein 7-like. Bases 1 to 1071 code for a protein of 356 amino acids. Gene Ontology annotation, biological process: regulation of DNA-templated transcription. Gene Ontology annotation, molecular function: DNA binding. The record is from RefSeq and is a predicted model, not a curated record. The transcript is spliced from 3 exons. NCBI's taxonomy places the organism in Eukaryota, Viridiplantae, Streptophyta, Magnoliopsida, Fabales, Fabaceae.